Molecule: messenger RNA, 2244 nt
Organism: Desarmillaria tabescens
Lineage: Eukaryota; Fungi; Basidiomycota; Agaricomycetes; Agaricales; Physalacriaceae
Exons: 4
Coding region: 1-2244 (747 amino acids)
Source: RefSeq, a predicted model, not a curated record
AUGACGACACUCCCUAGACGUGAUUUAUGUCUGGCGUGCCGGGUCAAGUUAACUUAUAAGAGGGACAUUAAGCAACUGGCAGAUGCGCUUCCUAGCGGCGCGGACGUACAAGCUACCCAGCAUCGGUGCACCUGUCCUGGAGGAAAAUAUGAGGCUCCUCCAGAGGAACCUAUGGGGCACGUCGUGGCCCGCCACCCUAGCAUAGCUCAAAUGGGCUUUCCCCCCUACCAGCAUGACUUUUCUUCCACAGACACCGGACGUCGAACGAGGUAUCCUUUCCUUGAGCCUCAUCCCCCACGAUCUCUAGAGCGAAGGACUCAUAAUGGUGCCAAAGUCGAGAUGAAUGUCAGUAGCAGACGCCACGCCGCAAAUCGACUCUCACCGACCACCUCGAGUGAUUCCUCUGGAGCCUCAGAUCACAUCUUACUCCCUCCUAUCGAUGGUGAUUACUCCCCAUGGCGUCACCUACCUCCCGCAGGUAGCGACCAGCGCGGCGCAUCGUCGAGCUGGUGCUCUUCACCCAUUGAGAUUUCUGGCAGGUCCUUGCUUCAUUCUCACUCUGACCGAUUGUCGCGGGUCUCAGAUACUGAUAACAGGCAAAGAUAUCAGCCCUACUCUCGGCCCAGGCCGCUGCUGCGCUACACACAAGUCAGCGAUGAGCAGCUACCAGGGAACUUCCGAGACGACUCGACAUCUCCUCCUGGCACGCUCCUGGGUAAUGAUCCAGAGGAAAAUGUCAUGACCGGAAUCCACCGGCGCAAUAGUUGCCAUUCCAACCCUCCUCCGCCGGUGCUAGACGUGGAAGGCGGGCGUCGGUCUGCCAGGCUUCAUGAUUCUUUCGUUAAUCGUGACCGCAAGUUGCCCCCGCUAGUCCUUGAUCGUGAAGAUCUUCGUUUACCCCCUGUCCGCCGACCGUAUCGGUAUAAAGCCACAUUGCCUGAGAGUGAAGGCUAUCGUUCGCGUCACGAAGACCUUCCGAGACUUAGUCGACACCAGCUGCCGACACCUCCUGGAAGUAGCUCGUCGCCGCUUGCCCCCAACUUCCGCGGAUUUUCUGAUCAUCAUCGACCCUGGCGAUCAAGCCUCAUUUAUCAGCCUCGGGAGGCUUCGCGAGAGAGGGAUCAUCACGAUGUUAGGGCGACUUCCGGAGGUCUGCCAACUCCCGUCCAUGACUCACCAAUGGACCAGGCGCUAUUGGACGAUAGCUAUCCCAACGACAGGAUUUCGACUUUGAUCCCAUUUUUCAUGUUGUCGAGGAUGACCUACGGCAAGCGAGAACGCAACGACGGCUAUACUCGUGAUAGGGUACUUCGUGACGCCCACGAGGACUCUAAUCAAUCCCUGCUGAACAGCUCCCACAACGAUAAGGUAUUCGGAUCCUCAACCAACAAGGAGUGUGCAGCAGCAUCCAGAAGUUUACCCAGCCCCAUCGACGACUUGCCAAUGAACGAAGCAUCCUUUGACUUAAACCACGGAAAUAACAGAUCCCGGAUGUCUGGUACCUCUACUACGUCAACGGCCAGCGACGCCUCAGUACGUGAUAGCCCUCGUCGCAGAAUACAGCUCGAUGGUGCACAUGAAGAGUCUGGCCAUGUGCCACAGUCGAUUGCUGCUGUGCCCGUUUCUGCGCCUUUACAAUCGCAAGUGAUUGGGAUGUCGUACAGUCCCCCAACGUCUGAUGAUGAGGAAGUUGACCAGCUGAGCGAGGAUAAGCCAAAGUCAGGCCCGGUUAACACAGGCUAUUCUCGAUUCCAGUUUAUGCCAGGGAACACCACCUCUCGUACCUACAAAACGGUCUUUUAUCCCGGCGACGACAAGGCUUCUCCCAGCACACCUUGGAAUUCGCGUGCGAUGCUUGCCCUCACUGAUCCGGACCAUUCUACUGUGUAUGCUGACAUCAGAAGGAUGCGACAACUUGAAAAGGAUUCACUAACCGCAGUCCCUCGCACGUCUGAAUUUCACUUCUUUUAUGACUCUUCCAUGUCGGAUAUAGUUCAUAAUUCUCCGUACCCGAGGUCCUUGUUGUUCUCGAACGACCCCUUCCUCGAUUCGUACACCGUCGAAAUCCAAGAGGUCUCAUUCCACGACAACUCUGCUCUGGAGGCGCACGAUCCUAUCGCAACAUUCACUUCAACUAGUUCUACUGUCAUGGAUGAAGACAUUGCCGCCACCUCCGAGCUCGAUUCCCUCACUGACGAUUUGGAUCUCAUCAACUUGGAUCCAAGAAAUUCGGACAAACCCUGA